Molecule: messenger RNA, 672 nt
Organism: Nerophis lumbriciformis (worm pipefish)
Lineage: Eukaryota; Metazoa; Chordata; Actinopteri; Syngnathiformes; Syngnathidae
Source: RefSeq, a predicted model, not a curated record
AUGAGCGCCGACGAGUGGAACCCGGCCGCCACACCCACCGCCUGUGAGGAUACCCAGGGAGACGGGCGAUGGAUGUCUAUGCACAAUCGCUUCCUGUCAGACAGCAAAGAUAAAGAACCAGAGGUCCUCUUCGUUGGUGACUUUCUGGUGCAACUCAUGCAUCAGUUUGGUGUGUGGCGGCAACUCUUCUCCCCACUGCACGCCCUUAAUUUUGGGGUGGGCAGCGACGCCACACAGCACGUGCUCUGGAGACUGACAAAUGGUGAACUGGACCACAUAAGCCCAAAGAUUGUCGUUCUUUGGGUGGGGACCCAAAACCGGGGGCAUACUGCCAAGCAAAUUAGCGGGGGCAUCAUGGAAAUCGUCCAAGUGAUCAAGAACAAGCUGCCGCACGCUCACACACUCGUACUCGGACUCCUACCGAGAGGUAAAUCCCCAAACCCGCUGCGGGAGCGUAACACUGAGGUCAACCGGUUGGUGCGGGAAGCCGUCAGCUGCCUCCCUCACGCCUCCUUUCUGAACGUUGACCCGGGCUUCGUGCACUCCAACGGUAGCAUCUCUCACCAGGAUAUGUACGACUAUCUUCACCUGACCCCGCAGGCCUACCAGGCUGUGUGUGAGCCGCUACACGCUCACCUCAAGUCCAUGCUAGACAGGUCUGCUGAGAACUGA